This is a messenger RNA of Plasmodium falciparum 3D7, 3390 nucleotides long. RefSeq lists its product as uncharacterized. The transcript is spliced from 2 exons. The record is from RefSeq and is a predicted model, not a curated record. The coding region runs from base 1 to 3390 and encodes 1129 amino acids. NCBI's taxonomy places the organism in Eukaryota, Apicomplexa, Aconoidasida, Haemosporida, Plasmodiidae.
AUGGAAUUAUUUGUAUUAGUACGGAUAGUUAUAUUCAUUACUUUUUUCUAUAUAUUACUAAAUAUUUUACAUGACAAUCUUUUUAUGAUAAAAUUAGUGAAUAACUAUUCUUAUUCUUAUUUGUGGAAUAUUGUUAAAUUAAAAAAUAGAAAAAUUCUGAGCGAAUUAUCAGACGUACAAUUAGAGGACAAUGAUAUAGAAGAUUUUAUUGUUAAUAAUAAUGUAUUAUAUUCGAAUGAUUUUUUAAAUAUAAUUGAUCCUAUACUUUUUGAAAAUUACGACAAUAUAAAUUUGGAUGAAUAUAUUCAAAAUUUUGAUAAUAUAAAGAAAGAAAGUUCUUCAGUUAGAAAUUUUUCAAUAGAUAAAUGCGAUUUAUGUAAUAAUCAUGGUGAAAAGAAAUUAGGAAAUAUAUUAGAAGUAUCUCAUGAUAAUGUAUCGAAUGAAUUGCCGAGAAUGAUAUCUGAAAAAAGUGCUGAUGGUAUAUUGGAUCAACUGUUUGAUGAACAAUCCCUAAAGACAUCAAAUACCUUAAGUAGUGAUAUAAUGGGAGAAGUAAAUGAUAAAUUUUUUGAAGAAAUAAUUGUACAAAUUAAUGAAAAAUUAUCUGAAGCAUCUUGUGAUGAAGCAUUAGAAAAUAUGUACAUACAACUUUGUAAUAUAAUGCAAUCGAAAGGAUUGGAAGAGAAAUUAAAAACGGAUAAAGAAAAAAACAUUAAAGGUAAUUUAAAAAGAUAUUAUUCAUCAAGAAUGGUACAAGAAACUGAUAAGACAGGAAAUGAAAAAUGUAUUUCCACUGCAAAUAUGGAAUAUAUAUUAAAAUUAACAUUAGAAAAGAAUAAAGCACAAGAGGCAGAUGUAAGUGUAUCGAAUGAGGUAGAAAAAAUGACGACAAGAAAUGUGGAAGAGGAUACGAGAGAAGUUAUAAAAGUAGUUAAGGAAGACCCUGGAAACGAACAUUCAAAAUAUGAAGAAGGAAAAUGCAAUAUGAAUCUAAUAAAAGAAUUAGAGGAUCAAAUUUUACAAACGGUUCAUAAAGAUGAAAAAGAUGAAAUAUUAAGGAAGGAAUCAAAAAUGGGAAUACAGAACAAUACAAUUGAUAUAUAUAAUAAAAUAGGUGCGGAUUAUGCAAAAGGAAGAGUCCAUUUAAAUUCCCACAUAUCUAAAAUGACCUUUAAGAAUAAUUCAGGAAAAUCAAAAGAAAAGAAAAUCGAAGAUACCAAAAGAAAGGAAUUAGAACAAAAAAUGGGAUUUGAAGCUAAUAAGAAAAACAAAGAAAGAAAAAGAUAUAGGAGGAUUAAUGAUUUAGGAGAAAAUGUAAGUAAUGAUUAUCUUUAUUUUAGUAACGAUUAUUCCUAUUUAAAGAGAGAAAACAUUUUAUAUAAUGUGAAUACUCAUAAUUAUAAAACGAGAUUGAAAACAAAGAAACAACGAAUUUCUGAAGAAAGAGAGAAAUUUAAUAUUAUGAGACCGUCAGAUUGCAAUACACUUUUUUUGAGUACAAGAAAAAGGGAAAGACCAAAUAUAAUAUUUAAAGAAAAUGACAAAUAUGAUAAAACGGCUAUAUCAUUUGUUCAAAUGAAUAAUUCUAUGAUUCCUUUUGUAUGUAGUCAUCGUAGUAAAGAAAUAUUAUAUACAGGAAAUAAUGGAAGGAACCAUUUUGAAAUGGCAUCAUUUGAUAAUUUAUAUAAUGAUAUUAGGAAAGAAGAAAAUGAUGAAUCAAUAGAUGAAUCAAUUUUCUUAUUAAACGAAGUAAUAAACGAUGAAAUGAACGGUGAAACAAAUAAUGGAAGGAACCAUUUUGAAACAACAUCAUUUGAUGAUUUAUAUAAUUAUAUUAGGAAAGAAGAAAAUGAUGAAUCAAUAGGUGAAUCAAGUUUUGUAUCAAACGAUGAAAGAAAUAAUGAAACGAACCAUUUUGAAAUGACAUCAUUUGAUAAUAUAUAUGAUAUUGGGAAUGAAGAAAAUGUUGAAUCAAUGGGUAAAUCAAUUUUCGAUUUCAACGAUGAAAUAAACGAUGGAGGAAAUAAUGAAAGGAACAAUUUUGAAACGUCGUUUUUUGAUAAUAUAUAUAAUGAUAUUGGGAAUGAAGAAAAUGUUGAAUCAUUGGGUGAAUCAAUUUUCGAUUUAAACGAUGAAAUAAACGAUGGAGGAAAUAAUGAAAGGAACAAUUUUGGAACGUCGUUUUUUGAUAAUAUAUAUAAUGAUAUUGGGAAUGAAGAAAUUAUUGAAUCAGUAGGUGAAUCAAUUUUUGUAUUAAACGAUAAAAUAAGCGAUGAAGCAAAUAAUGAAAUGAACUAUUUUGAAGGGACAGCAUUUGAUAAUAUAUAUGAUAUUGAGAAUGAAGAAAUUAUUGAAUCAGUAGAUGAAUCAAUUUUCGAUUUAAACGAUCAAAUAAAUGAUGAAAUAAAUGAUAAAAGAAAUAAUGAAGAGAAUAAUGACGAAAGUAAUGAAGUGAAUAAUGAAGAGAGUAAUGAAGUGAAUAAUGAAGAAAAUAAUGAUGUGUAUAAUGAAGAAAAUAAUGAAAUAAACAAGGAAGAAAAUAAUGAAGUGAAUAAUGAAGAAAUGAAUGAAGUGAAUAAUGAAGUGAAUAAUGAAGAAAUGAAUGAAGUGAAUAAUGAAGAAAAUAAUGAAGAAAAUAAUGAAGAAAAUAAUGAAGAAAAUAAUGAAGAAAUGAAUGAAGUGAAUAAUGAAGAAAAUAAUGAAGUGAAUAAUGAAGAAAAUAAUGAAGUGAAUAAUGAAACAAACAAGGAAGAAAAUAAUAAAGGAAAUGACGAAAUAAAUAAUGAAGGAAAUAAUGAAGAAAAUAAUGAAACAAACAAGGAAGAAAAUAAUAAAGGAAAUGAUGAAACAAACAAGGAAGAAAAUAAUAAAGGAAAUGAUGAAAUAAAUAAUGAAGGAAAUAAUAAAGGAAAUGAUGACAUGAAUAAUGACAUGAAUAAAGAAGAGAAUAAUGAAGGAAAUAAUGAAAUAAACAAGGAAGAAAAUAAUAAAAUAAAUGAUGACAUGAAUAAGGAAGAGAAUAAUGAAGGAAAUAAUGAAAUAAACAAGAAAGAAAAUAAUAAAAUAAAUGAUGACAUGAAUAAAGAAGAGAAUAAUGAAGGAAAUAAUGAAAUAAACAAGGAAGAAAAUAAUGAAGAAAAUAAUGAAGAAAAUAAUGAAACAAACAAGGAAGAAAAUAAUAAAGGAAAUGAUGAAAUAAAUAAUGAAGAGAAUAAUGAAGAGGAUAAUGAAGAAUAUGAUUAUUAUGAUAGUGAUGAUGAUUAUGAAGAAUCCCUUUCAUCAUCUGAUGAGUGGUUUAAUGAUGAAUCUAGUGAGGAAGAAAGUGAUGAAGAAAUGCAUGAUUAUAAGGUGUCAUCUUUUGAAUUAACUAAUUUGUUGAAUAGAAAAUAA